AUGGUUCUCGGAUACGGUAUGGUGCAGUAUCACUUUAGCUCUAAAAUGAUCAACAAACGAGUCAACGAAAAGGUGAAGAGGCGGAUCAUGACGAUCCCUUCGAGCUAUUACGAUGUUUCCAUCAAGGAAACGUUAUGCAGCAUUUGUUUAGCCGAAUUUUGCAAGGGAGAAAAAGUCUCCAUGCUUCCUUGUGGACAUGUUUUCCAUUACCAAUGUAUUGUUCCAUGGCUUGGAAAACAGAGCAAGGAAUUGGGAGAGAUCGCGCACGACAAGGAAAUUCGAAUGGAAUUUGGUGAGAGCUUCGGAGGAAGGUGA
Blastocystis hominis is the source of this 315-nucleotide messenger RNA. RefSeq lists its product as hypothetical. The record is from RefSeq and is a predicted model, not a curated record. The transcript is spliced from 3 exons. The coding region runs from base 1 to 315 and encodes 104 amino acids. NCBI's taxonomy places the organism in Eukaryota, Bigyra, Opalinata, Blastocystidae.